UUGCGCGCUAUGAUAAUGGGGCUAAUGUCAAAUCGAAACGUGCGAGGCGUAUUCUAUCGUUUACCGCGCGGUUGUCCCACUCAUUGUGUUUUGUUGUCGAUGCUUUUGUUGGUUGUUUCAUGCAAGAUUUGACUAGAAUGACAAAUAAGUUGAGAGAGGAUGUUGGUAGGCAAGUUUAGAAUGAUGUGAUGGUGCAUACUGCAUCUGGUUCUCAGGCCAUCUGCUCAGCGCCCCCUGAGGAAUGGAUGUGCCGAUCAUUUGCAACUCAACCACUGGAACCAAGCAAACAACAGCAUAGAAUUGCUUUAUCAUUGAUGCAGGUUCUGAGCAUGGCUGGACCACGAGGACAUUCAUUCCGCGGAGGCUGCGUUUAGUUGCGCUUUGAAAUGCAAGCCAUCGAAAAACGUCGCCAAUUUUGGGUGAUUCCACAUUAUAGGGUAAUCAAGAUUACAAAGCCUCGUGGAUGAGUAAACACUCCGAACGCCGGAAUCUCCCUAGACAAACAUCGUGCAGCAAGCCUAACUCAUUGCGAAAGAAGAAGUGUCAAAUCUAAAGAGCAAAUGACCAAUUGAUGAUUUUCCCGUCCCAGAGUCACCAUAUUGGAAAUCAUACUGCAAAAAUGGCGUCCCUCAGCUGCUCAAUGACGAUGCGCUCAACCAUAAAACUGCCAUAUGUGUCUCUCGCCUUUCGUUCUACUCUACUUUGUAAAUCACAGCUUUCUCAAAACUACAAUUACACAGUCAGACCUGCUUCCAUAGUUCCUAAACGCAGCUACUCAAUGGCUCGACCGACUGGCCUCAUAGCCUCCAAGGGCAUUGAGCUCCUCAGCUGGGGUACACCCAACGGCGUCAAAGCCCAUAUCCUUCUCGAAGAGCUUCGCGACGCAUAUGGGUUAGACUACACCAUACAAGGCAUCGACAUUGGACUCAAUGUUCAAAAGGAGCCUUGGUUCACUGCUAUCAACCCUAAUGGCCGUAUUCCUGUUCUUGUUGACCAUGAUAACAACGAUCUCGCUGUCUUCGAAGGCAAUGCGAUACUAAGCUAUUUGACAAGAAAAUAUGAUCCAGAGCAUAAGUUGUCAUUCAAGAUUGACGAUGAUGACUAUACUCGUGCUGAGUCAUGGAUUGGUUGGCAGCAUGGUGGAAUUGGGCCUAUGGAAGGACAGGCGUUUCAUUUCCUUGGUAUCAAGCCAGAAAUCCCAUACGCUAUACAGCGUUAUGUUGGCGAGACAGAGCGUCUCUUUGGUGUCCUCGACAAGCGUCUCGCAGACCGAGACUACAUCGUCGGACCCGGUAGAGGUCGCUACUCCAUCGCAGAUAUUGCCCUAGUCGGCUGGGCAGACCGUCUGCCUGGCACAUCAAUUUCGUAUGAUCAGUUCCCGAAUGUUAAAGCAUGGCUUGCUCGUAUACUGGAGAGACCUGCUGUGAAGCGGGGCUUGUUACUCCCGAGUGGUAAAGACAAACCGACAGGAUUGGAUCCUGUGGAUGAAGAGACGAGGAGGAAACGUGCAGAGCUUAAGGAGGUUAUUGACCAGGCUAAGGAGCAGUUUGGAUACAAGUAUUCGUCGCCUUAGCUGGUGAUGAUCUUCAGGUUGUGGGAGGGAAACUGUUGCAUUUGGGGAGAAAGGCAUCGGCGGGUAUAGAGAAGAUAUAUAGACUUUUGAAUGUAGUAUACCGGCUGCCUAAAAUUGAGACAACAUUUGCUUAUGGCCUAUAAUAGCUGGAUAUUGGAUAUUAGACGCAAGGACCAUAAAAGACUGCAGAGGCAAAAGGUUCACCACGUUAGGUGAGGAAUCCCUGAAGUCGAAGUUGAACC
Fusarium verticillioides 7600 is the source of this 1815-nucleotide messenger RNA. RefSeq lists its product as hypothetical. The transcript is spliced from 2 exons. NCBI's taxonomy places the organism in Eukaryota, Fungi, Ascomycota, Sordariomycetes, Hypocreales, Nectriaceae. The coding region runs from base 572 to 1573 and encodes 333 amino acids. The record is from RefSeq and is a predicted model, not a curated record.